Messenger RNA from Aspergillus fischeri NRRL 181, 1602 nucleotides. RefSeq lists its product as uncharacterized. Bases 1 to 1602 code for a protein of 533 amino acids. The record is from RefSeq and is a predicted model, not a curated record. Lineage: Eukaryota; Fungi; Ascomycota; Eurotiomycetes; Eurotiales; Aspergillaceae. The transcript is spliced from 3 exons.
AUGACUGGGGGGCAGCCAGCCCGGGCCACAGAGCUACUCAGCCUGCGCCAUAGCAAUACCCUCCAUGGCCGCCACCGCAAUAUAUUUAUUGAGCACGGGCUCGUGAGCACCGUCACCACCUACCAUAAGGGGUAUUCUAUUAAUAACACCACCAAGAUCAUCCACCGGUAUCUGCCAAAGGCUGUUAGUGAGCUAGUAGUCUACUACCUAUGGCUUAUCCUGCCCUUCUGCCAGGCCCUGCAGAAGCUGGUCUAUGGGCAGAAGGGCCCGGCCUCUGCCUUCCUAUGGCCGGCGGGGGAGGGGAGCUGGGAUAGCAGCCAGCUGCGCAAGGUCCUCCAGCGCGAGGCACGGACCCAUCUACAGACCAAGAUGAAUAUCCUGUCCUACCGGCACGCAGCUAUUGCCAUCUCCCGCAUACACCUGAAAUGUGGGGGGUUUAAGCGGGACUAUGGGGCAGAUGAUGCAGCCUUUAAUGAGCAGGCUAGCCAUGGGUCCUGGAUUGCAGGCACUGUAUAUGCGCGGGGGCUACAGGAGGCACCAGGCCAUGUAGAGGCACGACGGUGCCAAUACCGGGCCAUUAGUCGCGAAUGGCAUGGGUUCCUGGGGUUUGAGACCUACCUAGGGCCCCGUAAACGGCCGGCGCAGGAUGACCUUAGGCAAGAUCCUUAUUGCUUAUUCAUUGCCUCUACCAUGGAAUCUAUGCGUAAGCAUUGGCGAACUAUUCAUGAGUGGUCCCAGCAGACCCAUCGCGGGCGGGCAGGCCCAAAGGAGAAGGCUAGGGGUGAGGCAGAGCUACAGCAGUCAUUCCAAUAUGUCUCAUGGCAGCAGGUGUUCCCUAGUGGUCCAGGGUCACACUAUAUCCAUAUUCGCUAUCCAGAUGGGCAGCCACCCGCCCCAUCCACCGACCAUAUCCAGACUGCAGUGGAUGAGGUGGUACAGGCCUGGGAGCAGGCGCAGGCCCGGGCUAAGGCCGAUCAGGCCAUCCAGGCCAGCCAGUUGACGGACGCGAACCCCUGGCUGCGCAUGACUCGGUGGGCUGAUUACCUGCAGGGCAUCCAGGCCCAUGACCUGCUAGCCUGCGUGGCGGCCCCGGAGGAAGACCCCACAGAUGCUAUAGAGCAGGCAGUGCAGGUGAUCUGGCAUACCAUGGAGCAGGUGGCCCGCAAGAGCCAGCAGACAGUCCAGCAAUGUGGCCAGGCCAUCCGGGUUGAAGCUGUCCGGUCUGAAAAGGGGCAGACCCCGUACCGGCCGCUGCUGGCAUAUAUGGAUGAGGCGGCGAUCAAGAAACAUGCCCCGCACGAUUGGGCCAGCCCUCAAUAUGGGAUGACUGCCUGGCAGCGCCAGAAAUGGCAGCAGCUAUGGCAGCUCACUAGCCAGGCUGCAGUGCCAGGGGACCUGGAGGACCUCGAGGCAUGGGCCAUGACUGCCAUGGAAAAAGCAUGCUUAGAAUUUUGCAUUAAGCUGCUCAACCAGCGCCAUUGCAGCCACGAAUACAAGAGCGCAUUAGUAUGCGCCAUGGCCGUGCUGGGCCAGGGUGAGGCUGGCUGGCAGGACCCCGAGAGCUACCCCCCGAUAUUAUCCCGUGUGAUCAAGGUGGCCUGA